This is a messenger RNA of Bombina bombina (fire-bellied toad), 4726 nucleotides long. RefSeq lists its product as uncharacterized. The transcript is spliced from 12 exons. Bases 1852 to 4356 code for a protein of 834 amino acids. The record is from RefSeq and is a predicted model, not a curated record. Lineage: Eukaryota; Metazoa; Chordata; Amphibia; Anura; Bombinatoridae.
CUCCCUCUGCCUGUCAGCAGAUCCGCGCAUCUGAUUGGCCGGCCGGAUCACACCCUCUUACACGCUGAACAGAUGCUGCAGCCGAAGCACAUCUCCCUCUGCCUGUCAGCAGAUCCUCACAUAUAAUUGGUCCUCCGGAUCAUACCCUCUGACACGCUGCACAGACGCUGCAGCCGAAGCACAUCUCCCUCUACCACUUCACUUAGGCUCCGUCUGGAAGCUGCUCCUUGCAACCUCCCUGCUGACCAGCUUGUUUGCUUCACUGCAUCUACCCUUAACCCCAAAGGCACUAAGACUGCAUAUUAAGUUAUACUAAAAGUUGGCAUCUAAAGGAAGGGUAACCAAACCCCUACUUCCUAAUGAAAAGCAGUUAACUCUUUACUCCCCAAAGACUUUCAACUCUCUCUCUCUCUCCUGUAACAAGAAAACAAGGUUACUCUACAGGAUUGACCAAACCCCUGAUAUAUAUUCCUAAUAGACAAUCUGCAGUUGUGAUCCAUCUCAACUAAAAGGGGUUAUCUGACACUGUGGUAACCCAAUCAGAAGGCAUCCUGCAGAUGAAAAUAGACUAGAGCAUCGACUUCAAAGCCCUCUGUAAGAUUCUGUUCUCCCCUGCUCCAUGUACGUGUGCUUCUAGGCCAGAAGCAGCAACAAACUAUACAUUUGAACCACAAGUUGCUAUGCCUGAAAUAUUUAAUGGCAAUGUCUCAAUAUCAGACUUUUAUCACUUCCGGACAGUUUCUCUUUUCUUUACAACCUAGAACUUACCAUUUAGACUUUAUACGAAUUUGCACAGAAUUUCUCUUCUUACUGGGGAACCACACUUAUGGGCUCAUCAUUUUUAGCCACUCAUAACCCUAUCAUGGAGUCAUGGGAUUACUUAUUGCAAGGUUUGGAGUCGCAAUAUGAAGACCCAGUUAAGGCCUACACAGCUGAAACCAAAAUACAUGCUUGCAAACAGGGCUGGAGGGAUGUGGAAGAGAAUGUUACUGAAUUCUGGCCCCUUGGCACAUUAUCUACCUGGAAUGAAGCAACUCUCCUAGAUCAGUUUAGGUUGAUCCUAUCUGAAGGAUGAGCUUGCAUUAGUGGAAGUUUCCGCCACCUUAGAAAGCCUAAUCUCUUUGUCCAUUCAAAUUGACUGUCCUCUCAAAGAAAGACAGAUGGAAAUGGCAUCUGCUCCUCCAUGCAGACACCCUGUCUAUCAUCUGCCUACAACACCAGCUGUUAAUACCACAGAGGUGCCUAUGCAAAAAUAGAUGAUCUUAGGCCCUCUCCCUGACUCAGAAAAACAACAAAGAAGGUCUUUUGAAUUGAUGCCUCUAUUGUGGGAAACUUGGAACUGAUUUGGUGUCCUCACCUGUAUUUCCUCUGGUAGUUGGUCUCCUCUGGUUAAGGAGGCACAAUUCACUUAUUGAUUGGGAAACAGUUAAUUUCAGAUCCCAGUUUUGUCUUCACCAUUGCUUGGUUCCUCACAUCCAUUCCACUUUUCAACUACAAUCACCAUCCAGUACUGAACUACAACUCCCUGAGAUGUACCAAGAUUUUAAAGAUGUCUUUGAGAAGAAAGGAGCUGAUACUCUUUCUCCUCAUAGGGAAUUUGAUUGAGCAAUUCAUCUCUUAUCUGGGGCACGGAAUCUCUUUGUCUGUAUCUAUCCUUUGUCUGAGUCAGACCUAUGAGCAAUAUAUUGUCAAGAACCUACAAAAAAGGCUUGUUUUGAAGGUCCAAGUCACCUGCCUGGGGGAGGAGUAUUUUCCAUUGGAAAUAAAGAUUGAGAAACCCUUUGAUGACUUCUGAUACUGAAAACCCCAUUAAAUAACGGAGAAGGAAACUACAGUAACUGAAAAAGAAAGAUGUUAGCGGAGCACGGUGGAAUUAUUUUGCUGCUGUUACUUCAUCACACGUAUGCACUGGAAGUGACUGUUCCACCAUCUACAAAUGCUUUUGUUGGGACCAGUAUUCUUCUGCCUUGUACAUUCCGUGUGGAUAACCAACCUAUAAAUCCCAAGUACCUUGCCAUUUUCUGGCACUUUGGUGAAACAGAGCUGCUUAAAUAUGACAGCAAAGGGACAGUUCUGACAACCUCAAGGGCGACUAUAGAUGACCAGGCCAUAUUACAAGGCAAUGCCUCUCUGACUAUUCCUGGUGUAACUGUAUCUGAUGAAGGAACCUACAAGUGUCUAGUUAUUUACAGCCCCAACAGACAAGAAAAGCGAAUAAGGUUGAAUAUUAAAGCUUCACCAACAGUGAAAAUGAGUAGAAAAAUAAUAAUGGAUUCUAAGCAAACUGUGCUCCAGUGUUUAGUCACUGGCUACUAUCCACCUGAUGUUAUGGUGACUUGGCUUAAGAAUGGGAAAACGCUAACUAAUUCAGAUGUGAGCACACCACAGCGGAAUGCAGACGGAACCUUUAGAGUAAACAGCACAAUGAGCUUUACACCCACUGAGGUCAGAGAUCAACCAGAAAUUGUGUGUCAAGUGCAACAUAAUUCCCUCCAGAAUCCAAUCAAAGAUGGCGUAAAAGUGGAUGGAACUUUUCCUUCAGUGCAGAUUUUCUCCUCACCAGUUCAGAAGAAUUCAGAACAAUUAUUCAUGUGUGAAGUGAAUGGACUUGACCCUAAAUUUGUCAAAGUGAACUGGUUGCAGAAUGGGAGGGAUAUAGAGAUGAAGAACAUUAGUGCAAGCUCUGCUCUAUAUUAUUCCUUAAGACCAAUGCUAAACAGAGAACUCGAUACUAAUAUCUCCUGUGUGGUACAAGAUGAGUCACUGUCUGAUCAUAUCUCUAAUACGAUACAACUGAAAGGUGAUGGUUUCAGACAAACUAUCAGAUCGAGGGAAGUGGCAGCUGUUCUUCUGACCAUGACAUUCACAGCGGCUGCAGUUGGGCUUGUACUGUGGUUUUUUAACACCAAAAGUAAAUGCUUCCAGAGGUUUAGAAUAAGUCCCCUCUAUGGACCUCAGAUGUGGGAAAAUGACAAUAAAAUCACAUUAUACUGUACAGCGUUUGACUGUGUGAAGGAUGUCCAGGUGAUAUGGAAGGUGACUGAGAGUGAUGGAAAUAAGAUUAAAAUCUCAGAUAAUCAGACCAAGAGAGAUGAAGAGAAUACCGGGCUCAUCAGAGAUGACUACACUGUGAGAUCAGACAGAUCAGUGGCACAAGGGCUGCACAAUGUUAUCACCACCUUGUCAUUCAUACCCAGUGUAUUAAAACACAAGGACACCAACGUUACCUGCAAGUUUCUCUGUGAUGGGAAAUCCAAAGAAAAGUGCUUGAAAUUGCAAUACAAACUGCAAAAGCCAGAGAUAUCGGAGCCCAUACAACUAACCCUCUCUGCACCAGGAGAGGUGCUGUGCUCUCUGAAUCUGAGCAAGUUUUACCCUAAAGACAUCCAGAUUAGAUGGAGCUGUGGAGUUGGAAAUUACAAGGAACUUAGCACCAGUAAAGAUACAAUUACAGAUAAUAAAAACCAGACCUUUAAUGUAAGAAGUGACUGUAACAUCCCAGAGCAUCUUUUUAAUGAACCAGGAUUCAGAGUGCAGGUGACCUGGAAACAUGAAUCUAUAGACGAGCCUGAGAAAAGGGAGCUGUCUGCAAGAGAUGCAGCCUUUCCUUUCCGCCCAAUAAUGGCAGAAAUAACAAAACCACCUAAUUUCCGAUACCUUAAUGAAGCAAAGCUGCAGUGUAAAAUCUCUGGGUAUUUCCCUAGUGCCAUGGAUGUGAAGUGGUUAAAAAGAGAAGCUGGAAACCAGGAAUUAUUCCCUGUGUCUCAUGGUGACCAAUACAAGAUCCCUGAGCUGGAAGUGACCAGAGCAGCAGAUAACACGUUCACCUGCACAUCCAGUCUGAUUAUUGUCACUGUGUCAGCGCAGGGGGGCGAAUUUAUCUGCAGGGUGGGACAUCCCAGUCUAGAGAUACCCCUGGAGAGGAGCACAGGGCCACUCAUUGUAGAUGAUAAUUUAUGGGUGAAGAGCAUUUCAUGUCAUGGUGAAGCCAUCACAAUAGAGAUAAACAGCCUCAAGCCAGAAGACAUUGUGAUAAAAUGGAGUCAGACUGAGUCUAAAACUGAGAAUUAUAAGAAGAUCUCUGCCUCCAACAUACAACAAUAUUCUCACCCUAACAGUGACGGCAGCCGCACAAUAAAUAGUGUAUGUGAUUACAAAAGAUGGUUUAAUGAAUACAGAUGUGACAUUUACUUUAAAGCUGUGGUGGAGCACAAGAUGGUAAAGUGUCCAAAGGAGUUGAACGUCCGUUACAGCAAAGGAAAAUAUUACCUAAUAUCAGAAGGUAAUGGUGAAAUACGUCUGACAGACAAACCUCAUAUGGUUAAUAUAGUUGUCACUCAGAGUGCUGAACCAUAGAGCAGUAGUGAAUUCACUGCACACACAGGAGCAGAGCCUCUUGGAGCAACAGAGAAGUAAUAUCUGGGACACUGGGAACAAACAGAAAUAAAACGCAAGAAGAGAAAAAUCCUGUGAAAAUAAAUAAAAGUCAGAACAUGGUCCCUGAUUACCAUCAUUAUUAUAUUCCCAUUGGACACAAUCUGACACUUACAGACUUUGUUUCAUGAAGUUAGAUUUAUAUAAACAUAGGACAUUGCAACCUAAUUAACCUCAGUUCUGUAAUUUCAGAUAAACUAUGAGUUGAUGGGAGGUUCUUAGUGUGUGAAGGAAACAGAAGGUAAUUGAAGCUUUUUUAUAAAUGUGAAUUAAAAGUUAGCAGGAUAGUAAA